AUGAUAAAAAAAGUUGAGGAAAAAGUUGAUGAAGAAAAAAAAUUAAUGAUGAUAAACGAUACGAUUUUGCCGUGCGAUAAAAAAGUUUGUCUGUUUGAAGUUCGCUCUUUAAGGAUGUCUACGAUAUUAGACGCUUUUGCUCCACUACAAUUAAGUUCAAAGAUUUGUGGAUAUUCAGUUUAUACAUUCAAUCAUUUAGAAUUGAAAAUAAAUUACAGAAUCAGUGAUGUAAUUUUUAUGUUUUGGAAUGUUGCUAACAUUUGUGCAUUGGGUUACUUUCUGAGAGAAAGCGAACAUCAUGUGCCUUUGAUUGUUCUUCAAUCUGGUAUUAUUUCAAAAGCUAUACCACUAGUUUUGUUUGGCAGUUACAUAGUUUACAUUCUCUCAUGCAUUGGAUCAAUUUUCUCCCAGUCAAAACAAUCACUAUUGAUUAACUUCAUUUUGCAAAUUGAUGAAAUGCUUUCAUUUACGAUCCUCAAACAGCUAACUCUUGGUUUUGCAACUCAUGAAAUGAAGAAUGUGACAAUGAGCUUAAUGGGGAAUGCAUUCGUUUACUUUUGGAUUACCGAAAGCUCGUCUAUUUUAGCUCUUAGCUUUUUCUUCAUGAUGUUCGUCGUAAAAGAGAGAUUUGCCAAAAUUAACGAUUUUAUUAGACUUCAAGUGCUAUCAGUUGAAAACAUUCAGAAACUUGCAACCAUUCAUGAUUGCUUAUCUGAAGUCAUUAAACUCAUCAAUCAAAUUUAUUCUUUCUUCUUAAUGAUUUACAUCGCUUCAUUUUUUCUCUUUUUUAAUUUAUUUUUAUUCGGUCUUGUGAUGGGGCAACAUCGCUAUCUGAAUGACAGCAAUGUUGCACUAAGGAUCAUUGCCAACAUAACGUGGAAUUUUCAUGACAUUUCUUACUUACUCCUGCUAAUCAAAUUUUCAGCAUCAGCAACUGAUGAAGGUAAAAAGACUUUGGACUUAAUUUUCAAAGCUGUCAAUGCAUCACUGGACGAGAAAUUGAGUGAGCGGUUGAUGAACUUUUCCCAACAAAUCAUAUCAAGUCGUUUGGAUUUUUCAUGCGGACUUUUCAAAUACGAUUGGUCGCUUAGCUUCAAAUUUUUCAGUGCAUCCAUUAUCUCAACUUAUUUUCAGCCAUUGAACAUUGAGAAGCAGCAUCAUUAA
Clunio marinus is the source of this 1164-nucleotide messenger RNA. The record is from the annotation of a GenBank genome assembly. NCBI's taxonomy places the organism in Eukaryota, Metazoa, Arthropoda, Insecta, Diptera, Chironomidae.